AUGAAAUUUAUUAUAUCGCUGACGAUCUUCUCAAUUUUAUCCGCCAUUUCUUGGGCUGAUGAACCUGUUACCUGUGCCAGCGUCCUCAAACUUGCGAAUGGUCAAGACAAGUCGAGGUUGCACUCGCAUGAGGUGAAAUACGGGUCAGGAAGUCAGCAGCAAAGUGUUACAGGGACGAACAGCUUAGACGACAUCAAUUCUCAUUGGCAAAUUCUUGGAGGUGAGUAGUUUUUAUUACCUAUUUUGUUUUUUGAAAUUUAGGUAGCACAGGUCAUUAUGGGCUUACGGAAAUAGUUUCCGCAGUAGCCUUAUAGGUUGCUGGUGCUUUUCGAUUAAUUUUUGAAGAGUUUAAGGACGAAGCUUGCUUUAGUUCAGCUUUAUCUUGCUAUUGAUGCAGCUGUUGGCGGAAGUUGAUGCGACGGUUGAAAUAUUGUAAAUUUCCCUGAAUUUUACAAUAUUCUGAUUUCACCAGCUGACUUCCAGCGUAUUUCGGCUCUCAAAACAAUUUUUAUAAUGAUUACGGGCAUAUUUUAAAUUUUCGGUAUUAAAUUUGAGGUUAAACCCAAAAUGUUUGAAAUAUAAUUUAAUUAUUCUUUUAUUUCAGCUAACAAUGCCGUGUGUAAACGAGGAGAGCCUAUCAAGUGUGGAGAUACGAUCAGACUAGUGCAUUUAACGACCAAGUGCUUCUUACAUUCACAUGAAUUCCCAUCACCAUUGUCCAAAGGAAAUCAGGUAAGAAUUUCGGUAUUUCUUCUUUCAAUUUUAGGUACUGUAAGAUGAAGAAUACUGAAUACAUCUUGAAUUUUCAGGAAAUCUCCUGCUUUGGCAAAUCCGAUGAGCAAUCUGACACUGGAGAUCAUUGGAAGGUCGUUUGUAACUCCGACGUCUGGACUGAUGAAGAACAAAUUCAAUUGAAACAUGUCGACACUGGCAAAUACUUGGCCACAUCAGGGCAGACAUACGGCCGACCAAUUAGCGGACAAAAGGAAGUCGUUGGAUUCGCCACAGGAAGCGGUUACAACACUUAUUGGCAAGCAGCGGAAGGUGUAUAUAUCCAGAAAAAGGAUGAAGAAGAGACUGAAUAA
Molecule: messenger RNA, 1085 nt
Organism: Bursaphelenchus xylophilus (pine wood nematode)
Lineage: Eukaryota; Metazoa; Nematoda; Chromadorea; Rhabditida; Aphelenchoididae
Source: the annotation of a GenBank genome assembly